AUGUCCACUAGUCAGCUGAUAAGGAUGGACAUCAACGUAGUCCUGGGGACUUUGGGAUGUGUUCAUGUGGUUAUGUCUAAAGGCAUAUCGAUAACAGCCCCAGCGUUCCAGCAAGGAACAAUAGUCGUUCGUCUAAAUGGCACCGAGAUAACAGAAACGUCCGUUUUAUGCGCAAGUAGAAUUCACCCGGAUGUAUUAUACACGCACAAUGAUUCCGUCGGAAAGAGAAGGAUUUUUGCAAUAAGCGCUGUUACCGGCGACAUACACAUGACUAUUGAGAUCGACGGUGCGUAUGCGCAGGGCUGGGAGGGCAUCGCCUGCGGACCGUGUAACGGCACUGCAGGUCACUGCAUCGCCGAUUCCGGUGGCAAUGCCGGCGGGGACGCGAACAACAUCUGCAAGAUACGCGAGCCCGACGACGAUUUGACCCAUGCCACCGGUGUUGGGACCACAACGACUGCGAAACGCUCACGGUAGCAAACAACGCGAAGGUCUACAUUGUAUCAAACGUGGGCGGUAUGGCGUUCCAUUUGGGUCGAAAGUCUAUGAAGCCUUUUAGGUAAACAUAAAUUUGUUCUUCGAAGUACAAAAUGUACUUCGAAGUACAACAAUUGUACUUCAAAGUACAAACAUGAAAUACACUCGAAGUAUAUAUUUGUACCCCGAAGUACAAUUUGUACUUCGACGUACAUGUUUGUACUUCUACGUACAAAUUUUCUGAACAGACAUUCAAAACACUCGUCUAUUUCGGAUGGAAUUUUCGGACGAAGGGGAAUUUCGUAAAAUAGAGCAUUAUUUCAAUUGAAAACCACUAUGACAUUACCGAUAAGUAAAGGAA
This is a messenger RNA of Dreissena polymorpha, 838 nucleotides long. RefSeq lists its product as uncharacterized. The coding region runs from base 1 to 477 and encodes 158 amino acids. The record is from RefSeq and is a predicted model, not a curated record. The transcript has 4 exons. NCBI's taxonomy places the organism in Eukaryota, Metazoa, Mollusca, Bivalvia, Myida, Dreissenidae.